Molecule: messenger RNA, 2134 nt
Organism: Candoia aspera
Lineage: Eukaryota; Metazoa; Chordata; Lepidosauria; Squamata; Candoiidae
Gene: CISD2
Product: CDGSH iron sulfur domain 2
Exons: 3
Coding region: 117-524 (135 amino acids)
Biological process (GO): regulation of autophagy; autophagy of mitochondrion
Cellular component (GO): intracellular membrane-bounded organelle; mitochondrial outer membrane
Molecular function (GO): 2 iron, 2 sulfur cluster binding
Source: RefSeq, a predicted model, not a curated record
CAAGGAAAGGAGGGCAAAGUCCGACCCUGGCAUGAAAGUUCAGCGCGCGCGCCGGGGGUAACCGUGCAGUGUCCCGACCCGUCCCGUCUCGUUCCGCCGAAGCACGGCCCGGCGCCAUGGUGCUGGAUAGCCUGGCCCGCAUCAUAAAAGUGCAGCUGCCUGCCUACCUCAAGCGCCUGCCGCUGCCGGAGACCGUCGGCGGCUUCCUGAGACUCACAGUUUCAGAAUGGCUACGGUUACUGCCUUUCCUGGGUGUCCUUGCUCUGCUUGGAUAUCUUGCUAUUCGCCCAUUCCUUCCCAAGAAGAAACAGCAGAAGGACAGCUUGAUUAAUCUCAAGAUCCAGAAGGAGAAUCCCAAAGUAGUAAAUGAAAUCAACAUUGAGGAUCUGUGUCACACUAAAGCAGUGUACUGCAGAUGCUGGCGCUCUAAAACAUUCCCUGUCUGUGAUGGCUCUCACAACAAACACAACGAGUCAACAGGAGAUAAUGUGGGCCCUUUAAUACUCAGGAAAAAAGAAGUCUAGCAAACUCCUAACUAUGCUGUGGCUGAAGAGAAGUCUACUUAUAUACAUAUAUGUAGAGCUUUCAGUCUAGUAAUGAUCACAGGAUUAAGUUUUGGUAUAUUUUAGGUUAUCUUAGAUUUAUAAACUGUGCUAGACAUUUGGUAAUGUGUUGUAUAUGUUUUAUAUAACAAAAAGAUACUAUAAUAGAUAUGCUUUGCUGUCAUAGAAUUAUUCUUUCCAGAAUUGCAGUAAUUGUAACCAAAAAUUAAAUAGAUAGAUCGAUUGAUCAGUCUCAGUCUCUAUUCUAACUACAGGUGCAUCUACACUACAGAUUUAUACAGAUUUUAAACCAGCUGUACUGCAAGAUUGUCACCAAACUGGGAACUGAUUUUUGGAGGCUGUCAAAGACCAUCAUGAUUUUGGUCUUACAUGGGUUUAAGAAUUUGCAUAUGAGCCAGUACUUCAGUUUGAACAUAGAGGGUGUGCAGGGAUCACUUUUAUACAGAACUUCAGAUAUCCUUGUUUGAGAAUGAUUAAAGAGAUCUAUAAACUAGUAGCAGAGUGUGUUCUGCUUUUCAGAAGUGAUACAUAAUUGGCUUGUCUGUGAUUUAGAAAUUAUCAUACAGUAUUAUGUAUUGAUAUUGUGAAAUAUAGAACACUUAAAUCCAAGAACUACAUAUUUUAUUUACACCGUUCAUAGUGUUGAGUAAUUACUGACUAUUGAAUGAAAUGCAGUAAUUAACUUAUUUGCUACUAAACCUGCUCCUCCCACCAAACACAUUAGUUCAUGGCUCAUGAACAGUACAGUAUUCUGAACUUCAUGUAGUCCUGUUUAUGCCAUAGUCUAAUAGUUUUUCCCAUAUUUUCCAAUCCUUCUUGGCCUGUAUAUCCAAUCUACCUGUACAUCUUGUACAUGGUUAGAUACAGAUUCCCAUGUGAAAGAGUAACAUUAGGUGGUCAUGGCCUACAUUCCAUAUAGUAUUAAGCUGUAUGCUCUGGAAAACACCAGUUUCUCCAAAGGAAUCAGGCAAACCAAUAAAGCAACAAUAACGGCCCCUAGAUGAAGUUGUGUGCCAACUGUUUGUCCCGUCAAAGAACUGGGCUGCAAACAAAAUAUUCUAGGAUGUUAUGUAGUCAAAACAAAAGUAGAUUCCUUUUCUCUAUCCUCCUGAAUCCCAGGAAUUUCUCCAUGAACAGAAUCCAGUUUUCUACUAAAGCAGUUUACUUUGUUGGUUUCCUACCUGGUGAAGGGAUUGUUUGUAAAACUUACAUUCUAUCUCUGGUAUCCCAAGUAUUUCCAUUAAUUCUUUAAAUCCCUUGUCUGCAUAUUUACCAUGGAAGAACUGUUGCUAGAAAUGUACAGAUAUGGUAUGCUUACUAUCAGUUUCUUUCUAGAGGAAAAAUACUAUUUCUGGUUUAAAAAAUGACACAAUUGUAUAUUCUUCAUUAUGAUCACAUUGUUUUUUAAGAAGCAAUUUUUGCAUUUUUCUGUAUUUCUGGUCAUGGAGACCAAGGAUCUCCCUUGAAGUGUAUGAUACUGCACAACAGUAUGCACUAUGAACUGGAAGAAAUUCAGUUGGUCAAAAAAUGGCAAAUGAGUUAAAUAAAUGGAUUAUAUAGAACAUCUGCAA